AUGCGUCUGUGGCGCAGCCUUAAACGGACCUUCCAGUCUUCGUUUUCGUCCGAACCCAAGGACCUUAAGCCCAAUGUCAAUAACUGUUCAGCUGCACAUUUUGCUGAACAGAGUUCAACAGUAUCUGAGCAACCAGCGGCAAAACGAGCACUCUUGAGUCCACCUGAUGAACUUGAACGGAAUGUUGAAUCGGGAUCAAACUUAGCCCCUCUUCUUUCUUUAAGGCAGCUUCUCACGUGCAACGUGUGCUUUGAUUUUGCCAAACAAGCAAAUCAGUGUGCUAAUGGACACCUCAUUUGUAUUCCUUGCUGCUCACGACUUGAACAAGUCUCAUUUACUACAAGCGACGGUAAGGCAUCUUGCUCGUGUCCAGUUUGUCGUGUUUCACUACGAAAUUCUGGCGAUGGACGUGGAAUGCAGAGGUGCUUGCUGGCUGAAAAGUUGGCCGCAGAACUUCCUGUUAGAUGUCGUCACUGCGAGGCUCUCUGUCCAAGAAAAUUGAUCGAUGUUCACCAGCGUGUUUUGUGCGGACGCCGGCCAGUAGGUUGUAAAUACGCUUGGCUCGGCUGUGACUGGAGGGGAUUUUCAUGCGAGCUAGAAGACCAUGUGGCGCAUUGUGAAGCCCUGGAACUAAGGACCGCAGACGUUGUUGACGAAGUUAGUCAGCGGAUGAAUGACAUUUUUUCUGGUGUAGCCAUUCGUCUACAUCCCUGGCGGGGUCUCCUGCAAAUGCUGGAAGAUAGGCAACAGCUGAGAUUCGGCAGACGAUUUCACUGUGGCCUGAGAAUGGCCCUUCUUCCAAUUAGCCUUGAUCGAGUUCCUGGUCAAAAAAAGGACGUCACAUUCAAAAGCCCAAUCGCAUGCAUACCUUUAAUGACACUUGAUAUACAUCUUACUGAAUCCACAUCUACGUCCACCGCCUCAUCGUGUGAGGCUGCAUACAGAAUUGAAAUACAGAAGUCGACUGUGCGGCCAUGUUUAUCAAAAGUAACUACAGAUCAGAAUCUAAUUGUUAAUCCAAUAUACUUCUCCCUAAUCAGUCUCAAGACCGAAUCUUCCUAUGAUUGUGAGGAAGGAGUCGAUCUAAUUGAUCCUUGGCAUCGGUUCAUAGACGACGCGGACAAUGCUUUAGACAAAAGUGACGCCGACGUUGACACAACAGAAAAUACUACUACUAAUCGAAAUCGGUACCGCAUUUCAACAAUGCUGGGAAAUGAUUACAAUUAUCUCAUUGGAAGUAUAUCUAGUAGCCGAGGGUGUUCAGAGUGGAUAUCAGCGGAGGCGCUGACAUGUAGAGACAGCCUACAUGCGGUUCUUGCUUUUGCGAUGGACCCAUCUCUGUUUGUUACGAAUGAGAAGAAGAAAAGCGAUCCAUCGAGUCAGCAUGAAAUCAAUGGGAGUGAAGAUAGCAGUAGCGAAUCGGCAAUUUCUACUGAAGAUGAAGAAGAAGCUGAAGACGAUGAAGAAGCUAAUGUCACCUAUCUACUUGCUGAAAGUAUCCUCACAAAUCAAACAAGGGCUCCAGCAGCCGAAUCCAACUCCUCAGAACCAUGCCCAACAGUACAGACAGGAAGUUGA
Molecule: messenger RNA, 1578 nt
Organism: Mesocestoides corti
Lineage: Eukaryota; Metazoa; Platyhelminthes; Cestoda; Cyclophyllidea; Mesocestoididae
Source: the annotation of a GenBank genome assembly